GCUCUCAUCGUUUAGUUGUGCGCCUGACGCGCGCUCGAGCGCACAGCCCGACUGUCCACAAGCGACUUCAGAGAGAACUACUGAGCGCACACGCUUCAGCUGAGCCGAGACCGAAUUCAUUUGUUCAUUUGAGCUUUAUUCGCCACUAAAGCAGUACUUUAUAAAACACAGGGCAUGGUGACUGUGGAACGGAGGAAUUCUCUCUUCGACGGCUUCAGCGGAGAUUCAGCGUUGAAUGAAACUGUCCGCAAAAUUACCUGCCAAAUGCGCAGAUGUGUCGAGUGUAGUGAGAGUAGUACCGUAUAAUCAACUAUCAACAAACUUCUGUUGCUUUGACUGAGAUUGAAACGUCAUGGCAUCAGUGUCGUGGAGACAUGCGCUUUUCUUCUUGGUUGUUGUGAAUCUGUCUGUGCUAACGACAGCAUGCAGCAGUCACUAUGGAAAUGCCAUUGAGGAGUUCUGCCUGGCCAAGUUCAAGCUGGACAUGGAGGUUCUCGAUCAGCGCCAGUGGUGCAGCUGGGAGGACACAGUUGAGUCCUAUGGAGAACUGACCAACUGCACGUUCCUGGUGGCUCUGAAGAUGAACUGUUUCUGGCCCAACCGAAUGGUGGAUGAAUUCUUCAUCCGGGUGCACAGGCAUUACUUUCAUGACUGCUCGUUGUCUGGACGGCUGCUUCACGAUCCACCCAAUCGGAUCUUGGGGCCUUUUAUCGUGGUGCCUAUUCUGGUGACGCUUCUCAUGACUGCUCUAGUGGUGUGGAGGAGUAAACGCAGCGAGGGAAUCGUAUAAGCCUCCGGCAACCUGUAAUUAAUAAAGUACCUCCACAAAGAACAAUUGAGAAGGAGAAAUUUCACAGACUGCAUACACUAAGAAAGACUUGUUUCUCAUCAAGUGGUUGUAUGUUGAAAUCCUUAUAGUGAACGCUGUCACUGUUAUCUGCACACAGAUAACAUACAACUCAUUUAUAUGGACAAAAACUUUCAACACAGGUAGUUUUCAAUAAUAUGUUUUGUCAUGCCAUCAUUCUUUUUGUAAAACAGAUCUCAAAUCUGGAUGCAAGUCAUUAUCGUGAUGAUGGAUAAGUUUCACCUUUGAUGGAUACACACCAGACUAAAGGGAGGACAUUGUUAUUCCCAUGAGUUUGACAAACCUUUAAUGUCAUGUGAACCCUGGACUUGAUCACUUUGUGUUACCCAUCAACCUCAAUGCAUUUCACACUUAUAAAUGUGCUUUGUGCCAAAUUAUGACAUUCAUUCAGUCAUGAUUAAUAUAAACUAUCAGAUAUUUUGGUAAGAUAUUCAAAAGGCUGUAAAAAAUUCUGAUGCUUUGUAAAUGUAUCUCUUAUAGACAAGCUAACCCCACAAUGUAUUGCUACAUCAAAAAUUUCCAAGAUUUUGGGGAGCUGCGAUAAAUUGAUACUUUUCAAUAAUGAAUGAAAUCAAUAAAAAUCUCAAAUUAAAUGUAAAAAUUGAUUAUUGGAUCCAAUGUGUGGUAUAUAUGUGCAGUUAAUGCAGAUGGUUCUUGUAAAAGAAAAUAGUAAAGUGUGGCUUCUCGUGCAGAUCAUGGUAAAAUCUGUGAAUUUAUAUAAAUACACCACAAAUUAGUCAAAAAAAAAAAAAAAGUUAGUCAAAUGUAUAGUAUUUAAAAGGCAAGUCACACUGCACCAGAUGCAACCAAUGGCCACCUGAUUACAAUACAUCGCUUAGACUUUCCAAGACCCAGCAAACAAUCAGCGAAAACGAGUGCCGACAAACAGCAACAGACAUUGAUGGGUAAUACACUGAUCUGACAAAAAACAAUGAACAUGUCUGUUAACGUUUGUCUGUGUCUGUUGGUGCAGUGUGAAUUGUAUGGAAGCCAGUUUCCACCACUGAAUAAAAAAAUGAAAAAGGCUAUUGAGAAUUUCUGUCUCAAAAUUUUUAUCUCAGAAUUGGGAGUUAUAAAGAUAAAAACGUUCAAUUCUGACUUUUUUUCUCGCAAUUCAGAUUUUGUUCUCGCAAAUUUGAGUCUGUAUCUCCAAAUUGACAUUUUUCGUGUAAAUGCGAGUUUGCGAGUGUUUUUCUUGCAAAUGCAUGUAGGAUCUUGCAAUUCGGACUUUUUUCUCGCAAUUAAGAUUUUUUUUUCUCAAAAUUAUGAGUUUGUAUCUCGCAAUUCCAAAUUUUUUCUCACAAAUGUGAGUUUAUAUCUUGCAAUUCUGACUUUUUUCAUGCGACUGUGAGUUUGUAUCUUGGAAUUCUGACUUUUUCUCACAAUUGUGAGUUUGUAUGUAGCAAUUUAAAUUUUUUCACGCGACUGCGAGUAUCUCACAAUUCUGCCUUUUUUUCUUGUUUGUAUCGCGCAAUUCCGACUUUUUUCUGUCAGAUGCGAAUUUUUAUCUCACAAUUCCGACUUUUUUCUCACAGAUGCGAGAUCUUGCAAUUCUGACUUUUUUUCUUGCAAUUGCAAGUUUGUAUCUCACAAUUCUGACUUUUUUCUUGUUUGUAUCUUGCAAUUCCGACUUUUUUCUGUCAGAUGAGAGUUUGUAUCUCACAAUUCCGACUUUUUUCUCACAGAUGCGAGAUCUUGCAAUUCUGACUUUUUUUCUUGCAAUUGCGAAUUUGUAUCUCACAAUUCUGACUUUUUUCUUGUUUGUAUCUCGGAAUCUCGACUUUUUUCUCACAAAUACAAGUUUGUAUCUCACAAUUCUGACAUUUUCAGAUACAAACUCGCAAUUGCGAAUUAUAAAGUCCAAUUUUGAGGGGAAAAACUAUAUGUUCUCAGAACUGUGAGUUUAUUUCUCACAAUUCUGAGAAAAGUCAGAAUUGCAAAAUGUAAACUUACAAUUGUAUGUCAGAAUUGUCAGAAUUGUGAGAUUAAAAGUCACAAUCAACUUUUUAAAAAUUGUAUUCAGGGGCAGAAAUAGGCUUCCACAGAAUUGGGCUGAAGCAAACUACUCUUGUUCAACAUCAUCUGUAUUUUUAGAAAUCUGACAAAACAGAAUGUCAUUGGGACAAUGUGCUAACUGUGUUACAUUCAAUCUUUUAAUUUGUUCAAAAGUCAAAAGUGUUUGUUCAGUUUAGCUUUAUCACAAAACCCCCAAAUGGGUAACUCUUCCUAAGUGAUGCACUGCAGGCAAUA
Messenger RNA from Labeo rohita (rohu), 3118 nucleotides. RefSeq names its product receptor activity modifying protein 1 (gene ramp1). Gene Ontology annotation, molecular function: coreceptor activity. Gene Ontology annotation, cellular component: cell surface; signaling receptor complex; membrane. Lineage: Eukaryota; Metazoa; Chordata; Actinopteri; Cypriniformes; Cyprinidae. The record is from RefSeq and is a predicted model, not a curated record. The transcript has 3 exons. Gene Ontology annotation, biological process: intracellular protein transport; receptor internalization; cellular response to hormone stimulus. The coding region runs from base 353 to 790 and encodes 145 amino acids.